Molecule: messenger RNA, 2557 nt
Organism: Sclerotinia trifoliorum
Lineage: Eukaryota; Fungi; Ascomycota; Leotiomycetes; Helotiales; Sclerotiniaceae
Source: the annotation of a GenBank genome assembly
GCAUCAUAUAUAGAAAGCCGGUCAUUCACAAGUUAUUAUGAAGCCUUUGCCUUUCGGAAGUAGAUGGACUAUUUGCAGUCGACUUAAAUGAAGAUUCAGUGAACAAUAUACAUCCUGAAAAACUACAAAAAAUCGACAAGAUGGUGAACACCGGCAGACCAUCAAGAGGAUGUUAUCUCUGCAGAACCCGGCGCGUAAAGGUUAGAAAACAUUCGAGGUGAAAUAUACAAGAGAUACUAAUGAAAACUAGUGUGAUGAGAACAAGCCAGGCUGUGGUAACUGCCGAAGACUGAAUCGUGAAUGUCCAGGGUAUCGACCAAUUUUCGAUAUUAUGCAUCGUAAUGAGAACUCUGUGCAGCGCAAAAGAUCUCUUGCAAUCGCAAAGACCACAGCUCUUGCAGCAGUUCAAACAACUCGCCCUCACUAUCCGAGUCCUCCUGUACAACGGCGACCAAGACCGAAUUCCCACUCUGAUACCCAGAGAUUGGUACAGGCGAUACAUAGUGGAACACAAUCGCUGUUUCCACCUUUAACAGCCGCAUUAGAAGAACGCGCGAUUUGUUUUUUCUUUUCGAAUUAUGUUUUGGUUCCUCAUGGACCGAUAAAAUGCGGCUUCCUAUGGUUUCUACUACCAUUGAUGAAACUUCAACCUUCAGCUAUUUUAUCAGACUCCUUAUCUGCAGUAGCGCUAGCUACCUUCGGUAAUCAACCCAAUGCAAGGAUGUUAAAACCAAAAGCAGAGCAGGCUUACUCGAAAGCAUUGCGUCAAGUUACUAAUGCUAUCGGCAAUCCCAGACAAGUGGCUGAAGAUACUACGCUCGCGGCAGUCUUGUUGCUUGGUCUAUUUGAGGUCAUGAUAUUUCCACUUUUCAUGACCAGACGGCUGCUGACUUCGAGUAGAAUAUGACAGAUAGCCUGGUGAAAGAGAAUCACGGGUGGAACUCCUGGAACUCUCAUGCAAACGGUGCCACAGCGCUACUGAAAAUGCGCGACGCAAGAGGUCCAGUGACUUCAAUAACUUUAGAAUUGGUCUGGACGGUAAAAUCACACUUGGUACGUCCAAAGUCGAGGGAAUAUCGUUUAUUAGAAUAGUCAGCUAAUUUUCAAUAAAGAACCUCAGCUGUCUACUCAAUGGAAAAGUUUCCGACGUGCCAAAGGAGUGGGAUGAAGUCCUUGAUACAGUAGGAAAUCAAGCUAGCGGAAAUCUUCCGAUUAUAUGUAAUCAUCUUCAAGCAAAAGUUGCAAGAGCUCGUGUCGAAUGUGACAAGCUUAUGACCAGCGCGAAACGAACAACUCAAGACUUCGAGAAUGUCCUUAGUCUGAUGCAAAAAGCUAAAGCGAUAGAGCAGGGCUACCUGGACUGGGGAGAAGCAACUUCAGGUGAAUGGAGAUAUAAGCCUAUAGGAUGGAUAGACGCCAUAUCAGAAGAAAAACUUGCUGGAUCAAAAUAUUUUCCGGGUAAAAUUGACAAGUACAGUGAACUUUGGACGGCCCAUAUUUGGAAUCUAUCCCGAGGAUCUCGAUUACUCAAUUAUAGCACAAUCGUUCGAUGCGCUGCAUGGUUGUGCUCACCACAGGACUAUCGAACUACUGUAGAGUAUGAGAAAGCUAUGAUAGUCGGCAAAGAAAUGAUUCAGGGAGUUAUUGCCAGCGUGCCUAAUUGCCUCGGCGAGAUACCAAAAGCUAUGGAUGAGCCAAGUCCUUCUAAACACAGCUUCGCAUGCGGAGAAGAAAGUGGCACCUGUGCAAAAGGGCUGUCUGCACUUUUCAUAAUGUGGCCUUUAUUUUCCGUCGCUACGUCAGACUUUGUUACCAAGACGCAGAGGACGUGGGUUCUUGGAAGAAUGAAAUACGCGACAGAGGAGUUGGGCGUUGGCCAUGGAUCUACUAUGUACUCCGAGGUAUGCGCUAUGUUAUGAAAUAUUCCAGAAGUAAAGUGGUUAACCAGAAUUGCAGCAACACUUAUCAAUGCGUAUUCCAUCUUCGAUGUUAGAAAAGGACGGCCUGUUGGCUCCGAAAAUAGACGACAAUUUGAAUGGUCAACUUCCUGUCCAACGAACCUUUGACAAUGUUGGAGCCGCAUACGAUUGGACUUUGUUAAACCCUGAUCUUUCGGUUCCAUUAUGAUUAACAAUUGGUCGCGGCCUAAUUGGAUUGAUUCGAACUUGUGUGCCAACGUCAGCAGAAUCAGCUCAACAAACAAACGCUGGCAAUUUUCCCCGCUGAAUCCCCAACCAGAAAGGAGUGACCACGACUGGUUGACAUGUUGAUGUUGACAUGUUGAUGUUGACAUGUUGACACAUCUACCCAACUAUGUGGCAAGAGGAAUUAUCUUGAGGAGAGUUUUGAAUGAAAAUGUUACGAGUUUAUUAUUGGUGUUUGGGAGUUAGCUUUUGGGACCUCGGGAAGUUAACAUUGACAAUUGAAUUAAUUUUUAGCGGGACUUGCGCUUAUCUACUUUCCAUCUAGCGGUAAAAGCGGUAGUUAGCGGGAUCACUAAGGCUUGGCUAUUUAUUAUCUGGGAGUUAUAAAUGAUAUUUUGUGGAAAUUUGUUUUG